Molecule: messenger RNA, 819 nt
Organism: Lathyrus oleraceus (garden pea)
Lineage: Eukaryota; Viridiplantae; Streptophyta; Magnoliopsida; Fabales; Fabaceae
Exons: 1
Coding region: 1-819 (272 amino acids)
Source: RefSeq, a predicted model, not a curated record
AUGGCGAUAAGAGGUCCUAGAUCCAAAAUGCAACAACUUUUGAAGCUUUUGUAUAAUAACCGCUAUGUUUCUAGGUACAAAGUUUGUGAGGAUAAAAUCAUUGUUCGUGACACAUUUUGGGCUCAUCCCGAAAGUAUCAAAUUGUUCAACACAUUUCUCACUGUCCUCGUAAUUGAUUCAACAUAUAAGACCAACAAGUAUAGGCUUCCACUUCUGGAAAUUGUUGGUGUUACUUCUAUGGAGAAGACUUUUUCAGUGGGAUUUGUGUUUUUAGAAUCCGAAAAAGAGGUUAACGUUACAUGGGCAUCGGAAAUGUGCAAGAAUUUGUUGAAGAACCAAGAAAACAUGCCGAAUGUAAUUGUCACUGGUCGAGACACCGCACUGAUGAAUUCAGUUGCAAAGGUGUUUCCUACAUCCUACACUUUACAUAGACACCUUGGAAAUAUAACAACUAACAUAGUCAAAUUUGCACAUUCGACACUGAAGAAAUGGUUGGGUGAUAGUAAGGGUGAUUUUUGUAGAGAGCAGGAUACCUUGAACCAAAUGCUCCAAAACCAACAUAAUGAAAUAAAAAUAAAUUUUGGUCGGAGCAUUACCGUGCUAGAACACCGAUUCAAACACAACACUCUCUAUUCAGACUUGGUUGACUACGUGUCUCAUGCAGGAUUGAAUUUCAUAUUUCACGAAGCUAAACGAGUAGAGAAGAUAAGUUUAGAUAGUUCAAAGUAUGGAUGUACACUUAGAAAGACUUACGAUCUUCCAUGUGCUUGUAUCAUUUCAAAAAAGAUGAAGCCUGAUGCCCUUGAUAUGUAUGAAUGA